AUGUUAAACGUCGAGGAGUUCGUUUGCCCGGAGCUGCGGCUGGCAAUGUGCCAUGUAAAAGAAGCUAUCAGAAUUAUCAUGCACUGUCUUGUCAUUUGCCGUAGUCUUGGCGGCUCACAGCCAGUCGAUCUCAAAGCCGUUGUGUCGGAACUCUUUGACGUAGAGUACUUGAAGAUGAAUGACAGCCAGCUGCUGCAGGAAGUAGAGCGCCUGGUGGAAAAAUUCUCCGAGAUCCUCGAGAACAAUUCGGACAAGUCAGGCCGAGCGCAGCUGGUUUUCAACUUGUACACGGCGAAGAAUCGCAAGCAGAGCCUCUGGAAUAUUUUUGUCGGGAGUGACGAGAAGAUCGUGUUUGAGCAGUGGCGAAUCCCAGUGGCCGUCCAGCCACUCAACAGGUAUCUUAAUCCUGCAGACAAUCUACGAGAAGAAGCAAACUUGCAG
Molecule: messenger RNA, 441 nt
Organism: Symbiodinium pilosum
Lineage: Eukaryota; Dinophyceae; Suessiales; Symbiodiniaceae
Source: the annotation of a GenBank genome assembly